Messenger RNA from Mobula hypostoma (lesser devil ray), 1417 nucleotides. RefSeq names its product MAP3K12 binding inhibitory protein 1 (gene mbip). Lineage: Eukaryota; Metazoa; Chordata; Chondrichthyes; Myliobatiformes; Myliobatidae. The coding region runs from base 84 to 1133 and encodes 349 amino acids. The transcript is spliced from 9 exons. The record is from RefSeq and is a predicted model, not a curated record.
AAAGAGGUGUGACAGAGCCUCUGCUGCUCAAUGUGGGGCUGACCCGCUGCAGUGGCGCAUUAUGGGGCUGUUCACCCUGUGUCAUGGCGGCGCCGGCGGGGAGGCAGUGCGCGCUUCUUCGGGCGGUCGGUGAGGUGGGCGAGAGUGUGCGCGCCGUGUUCAGUUCGCUCGUCCGAUUUCACGAGCAGCUUAAUUUUGGAGAUGAUGUCCUAAAACUGACUGUUGAUUUAUGCAAGCUUCAGUCACUGCCAACACUUAACCUGGAAAAUUUUAGCCAUUUGCUUCAACAGCACAUUCUUGAAUUACAGUGUGUUUCAGACAAGCUGAAUUUAUUGGUAAAAGACGAUACAUCUGGGGCAAGAAGUUCAGUAGAAAAGUCACCUUCUGCAAAGCUUGAUAGUGACUUGAAUUCAACAAUGACUAGCCACAAGCAAGUGUGGAAUCAAUCAAUUAAUCCAAGAACAAAAAUGUUCCAAAAAGAAGCACAAUGUAAACCUGAAGAACAAGAUGAGUCAAAUAUGCAAAGUGGAACAGAAUUGGUCCAGAUCAAAGCAAGCAAAGAUGAAAUCGAAAGACGAAUUUCGGCAUUCAUAGAGAGAAAGCAAGCAGAGAUCAAUGAAAACAACAUCCGUGAAUUCUGUAACGUUAUUAAUUGUAACCAAGAAAACAGCUGUGCCAGAACAGAUGCUGUUUUUACACCACAUCCUGGUUUCAAAAGCCAUAUAAAAGUCUCAAGAGUUGUAAAUAUGUAUGGGCCUCAAACAAGAACUGAAAGUGAAGGAGAAUCUGCCCAAAAACCUAAUUCUGUGACACAAAACUGUGGUAACCCAGCUAUUGAAGAGAGGCUUCAAAAUAUGGAAGCUCAUUUGAAGCUUCCACCAGGUGGUCCAGUUCCAAUGGAUGUUUACCAAAGGAUCAAAAAACUUGAAGAUAGAAUUCUUCAUUUGGAAGGUCUUUCUCCAGAAUAUUUUCAACAUGUGAAUCUUCCAAAUAAAAGGCGUAAAGUUCAAGAAACAGUGCAGGGCUACAGCCUAAUAGAAAUUGACGAGAAGAUUAAUGCAUUGAAGGCUGUGCUACUGCAGAAAGCAAGUGGCCAAGCUCAGUCAAUGAAAGCAAACAAGAUGUCUACUUAAGGUCAAUUUUAUUGUUUUAGAACUAGCCGAAUGAUUCAAUGUGAUGCCUUUUUAUUGUGUUUGUUUCAGAAAAUAGCUUGCCUAUUAAACUGUAUUAAAUUAUUUUGUACAAAGUAUUAUAUAGAAACAUGACUGUUGAUACUAAGUCGCUUUAAUGAUAAAAAGAUCAAAUCAGAACCAAAUGAUUUGAAUAGAGCACAUUUUAGGUAUCCAGCGUUCAUGUAAAUAUUUGUGUUAAUUUUGUGUAGAAUGUUGGUACAAUAAAAGUUUGUUUUUAUUCUGUG